Molecule: messenger RNA, 1718 nt
Organism: Oppia nitens
Lineage: Eukaryota; Metazoa; Arthropoda; Arachnida; Sarcoptiformes; Oppiidae
Product: acetylcholinesterase-1-like
Exons: 3
Coding region: 99-1718 (539 amino acids)
Source: RefSeq, a predicted model, not a curated record
UUAAGUGUUUUAGAUUAUUUAUAUAAAGUUAUUUUUAUUUUAUUUUUAAACAAAUAGUCAACACAUACUAUUGUAUUUAAUAUUAACAAAAAUAAAAUAUGUUUAACAAAAUUUUUUUCAACAUUUUAUUAGGUCUAACAGUUUAUACUUUAGUAAAAUAUAUAUUUUUUACCGAUUACUCUGGUGUAUAUGUGCGGUCAACGUCGGGCACUAUCCGUGGACAGACAAUACGGGUGCUCAAUAAAACUGUCUAUCAAUUUUUGGGUAUACCCUAUGCGGAACCACCUAUUGGCGAAUUAAGGUUUGCCCGUCCAGUGCCUAUAAAGAUACCACGCGGGGAUAUUAUAGAUGGCACACAAUUGCCGGCAUCAUGUAUACAGGAAAGACAUCCGUUUGUCCCGGAGCUCAACUACACGAGCGAAGACUGUCUAUAUUUGAAUAUAUUUACACCAACUGUUGACUACACGCGUGCGGCCACUAAACAUCCGGUAAUGUUUUGGAUACACGGCGGCGGUCACAGUGUCGGGUCGUCCGAUAUGUACAAUGGAACUGCUUUGGCCACUGAGGACGUAGUGGUUGUGACAAUUAACUACCGGUUAGGAAAAUUGGGUUUUAUGUAUAGCGAUGACAAGUCGGCACCGGGCAAUCAAGGAUUGUACGACCAGCUCAUGGCACUCAAAUGGGUACACAAAAACAUACAGUAUUUUGGCGGCGAUCCCAAUCAGAUCACUUUAUUUGGUGAAUCAGCCGGCAGUUGGUCAAUAUCGGCACACAUACUGUCGCCGCUAUCUAAAGGUCUAUUCAAGAGAGCUAUUAUGCAAAGCGGUGCCCAUAUGUAUAACAAGGACAGGGAUGUUAGUACUAGAGAAGAAGCACUAGUAGACAACAAACUUAUGGCAAGAAAGUUGAACUGUACUACAAAUAAUUGGGUUCAAUGUCUUCGCAAAGUUGGCGACGCCAAUGAGUUUCUUCCGUUUGUAACAUUUGGUUAUUUAACUUAUCCAACACUAGACACAGAGUUUUUGCCUACCAGUGCUCAAAAGGCAUUUUUGGAUAACACAUAUAACUCAGAUAUUGACAUCAUGGCCGGUGUUAAUGCCAAAGAGGGAUCACUAAUAAAAUACUUGUAUUGGCCAUUGGAUGAGGACAUUGAUGUCGACAUAUUUAAACAUUUUGUCAAAAAAGUGGACAAAAUGUUUCACAAUUUAGAUGAACAGAUAGUCGCCGAUUACUAUCUAAAAGGUGUGGACAUCAAUAACUCGCAGUCACUGAAGUGGGCUUUCUAUGAGUUUUACGGCGAUGUGUCUCUCAAAUGCCCGACCUAUUUGUUUGCCAAACAUAUGGCCACUCGGAAACCGGUAGAUAACAGCAAUGUUUACUUCUAUGAGCUUAGGUAUCAAUUGUCAUCAUUUGCACAACAAUUCGGAUGCGAUGAACAAACUAUGGGUAUAUGUCAUGCAAUGGAGUUGCCAUUUGUUUGGGGCAAACCUAUUGUCAGUCCAGAUAAUAGUGAUACCGAUACCGAUAUUGAGUUUACAAAAUACACAAUGAAAUUGUGGACAAAUUUUGCAAAAUAUGGUAAACCUGACAAUCAUUGGCCAAAAUUUUUAAGUAAUUCAAAAACAAAAGUAAAAAACUUGAGUCCAAAUAAUUUACAACAAAUUUUAGACAAUCCAUACUAUGAAUCGUGUGAUGUUUUUUGGAAAAACUAUUAUUAG